AUGCCUCAAAGAAUUAUGCUGCAGUUUAUGCCAAUAUCCAAGAGUACAGACAUAGAUUUGAAUGCACACGAAGACUCAAGUAAUCUUGAUAAUUCUGGUUCCACCACAAAGACUUCAGGACAUGAAAUUGUUAACAUUUCUAAAGUACCUAAUAAUGGGAACGAACAUUCUGAAUAUGAAGUAAAUGGGGUAAAUGGACUUUCAAUCUUAGAACAUUCUUCACCUGAACCUAAAAGGAAAACAACAACUUACCAAGAGCGUGUUUCUUAUAUUCCUAAUCAUGAUUUUACUGGCAAUAAAAGUUCAAUUUUUGAAAGUUCUCCUCAACCAUCUAUUCCAAAUACAUUCAAAUAUAAAUCACAUCCUAAUGCCAAGGCGAAAGCAUUAGGAAGCACCCAAAUAACUGAGGAAACUUCACAAGAACAACAAGAACAAAAUGGAGACGUUCAACCACCAUUAUCCACAAAACAAACCCCCAAGAACAAUAAUAAAGAAAACACUACUCCCAGAUGGAUGCCACCAGUACUAGAUGAAAAAUGGAAUGUUCAAGAUUUAGAAGACAUUAAAUUUACUCCAUCAAUGCCCUCAAUACAACCACAACAUCAUCAACAACCACUAUCCAACCAAUCAAGAGGAGGUAUUAGCCCAAGUCCUUUCCAGGAUUUUGAGAUUCAUACUGGAGAUACAAUGAUCCACAAUAGUAAUGUUCAAUCAGUGGAGACACCAGGAUAUAGACGUGCACGUCAAGAUUAUGAAAAGCAAAAGGGCCCCGAUAUGUUGAAAUCAAUAUUUCCUACUGUUGGUGGUGGUAGUGGUGGUAGUGGUGGUGGUGCUGGACCCGACGAGACCAACACAAAAGAUCAUUCGACUUCAUCUACUAUAUCUAGUAUGUUUGGUACUAUACAAAAACGACCUGAAGAAAUUAAACAACAAAUGGAAACCAUAAAUGAAAUGAAAAAUAUGAAAAACCCAGAAUCUCCAUUAAAGUUAUAUGGACCAAAAUAUAAUACUUAUACUAGAAAUCAAUUAGCUGGACUUGUGGAAAAUUUAAAAUCCAAUAAAAAUACUCCGGCACAAAAUCAAAACCAGAAUCAGAAUAAAAAUCAAAACCAAAAUCAAAAUCAAGCAACGAGCACACCAUCACCUAAUUCAGUAUUAUCUAAACCACCUGCUUUAAAUCUUAAUUCAAAAAUAGUGAAUACACCACCUAAAAACAUUAAGUCAUUCACCAAAACUGGUGCUUAUGAUGAAAAAUCAUAUCUUAAAAAUGCCGAAAACAUUUUUUCCAAUCUUAAAGGUAAAGGAUUUAAGAUCAAUAACAACAACAACAACAAUAAUAAUGGUGUUAGAGUUGUAUCACAGGCGACAAACACAUCUACUCCCAAGAAGAACAUUAGUCAUGGUGAUCCAAUCAAUUUUAAUACCGAUAGUGAUUAUGCAUCAUUUACAAGUGGUUACAGUUCUGAUGGAAGUGAUGGAAAUGAAGACCAAGAAGGACAACAUCCUAUGAAUUAUGAAGUCAGUAGUGAUGAUCCACAGAAUUAUACAUCAUAUACUAGAGAAAGUAAUUUCCAAUCAAGUGGUAUUAUGGGAAUGGAACAACAGGUUUCAAGUGAUGGAUCUUAUACUUAUGAUGAAGUAAGUGAAUUAUCUGAAGAUGCCACUACUACAGAAAUUCGAAAUAUUGAUAAGAAUGAAAACAUUUCUCCAGAGACUCGAGCACAUUUAUAUGCUGCUAAAAUUGUUCAAAAUCGAAUCCCAUUAUUUGAACAAGAAAAUCAAGAUUUACGAGAAAAUCUUCAUAAAAAACAACUGCAAGAACAAUUUGCGGGAGUUACUACUAAUGGUGAUAUUUCUAUGAAAUCUGUUGCUGGGAAAAAUGGUGGAUUAAAUGCAGUUAAAUGGAAGACCAGAUCUCAAUUAAAAUUAAACAAAGGAGGAAGUGUUGUUGGCGAUCCAGAAAAAAUCACUAGAGGAACAGUUGAACCUGGAGUUGAUUUACCAUUAGAAUAUGAUCAAAUGAUAUUUGAUCCUGAAACUCAACAAUGGAAGAGUAAAAAUGAGACAACUUUAAAUCAUGGUACUUUUGCUUCUAUUGAGGAUUUAGUGGACAAUGAUCAAAUUGAAGUUACUAAACAACAACAACAACAACAACAGCAGCAGCAGCAGCAGCAACAGCAACAACAACCUAGUAUUUUGAAAAAAGCAUCAUCUCGGAAAAGUUUGGUACCAUUAGAAGUUUCAUUUCAUGAACCAAAUAUAAGUGUUCAAUCAAGUAUAAGUAAUAUAUCCAAAAGUCCUAUCCCAUUAAUGGGUGAUAUAACUAGAGUAUCACAAAUCCAAGAGGAUUCAUUUUCUGAAUCGAAAAAACGACUUGUUUCGGUGAUUACGGAAAUUUUGGAUUUAGGAGGAAAUAGUGCUGAACCUAUUCCUUGGAAUCUUGUUACUGAGAUUGAAUUAAGAAAUUGUUAUUUGAAUAAUGUUAAAGAUUUAAAUACUUUAUUACCGAAUUUAAUUAGUGUUGAUUUAUCAAGUAAUGACAUCAAAUAUUUAACGGGGAUUCCCAAAGAGAUCAUGACAUUAAAUUUAAGUGACAAUAGAAUUGAAGAUAUUACUCCAUUUAGUGAAUAUCAUGAAUUACAAAGAUUAACCCUUGAUAAAAAUAAUUUGACAAGAGUCACUAAUCUUAGUAAAAAUAUUCAUUUGACAACAUUAAAUUUAGCCAGUAAUCAAAUCAUGAAUAUUAGAGGUAUAGAACAAUUGAUUAAUCUUCGAUCAUUGAAUGUAUCAGAUAAUCAAUUACAUGGGAAAAUCAAUUUUAAAUUUUUCAAUUUUAUGAAUUUGAUUGAAUUGGAUCUUUCGAAAAAUAAUUUACAAGAAAUAACUGGAUUACAAUAUUUACCCCUGUUGAGAAUUUUAAAUCUUGAUGAUAAUAAUUUAAUUAAAUUUGAUUGUAAAAAUUCCAAACUUGCUAAAUUAUUAAUUCGAUUUAAUCAUAUCAAAAAAUUGGAUAUUUCAAAAUUACCUGAAUUAAGAUCAUUAAAAUUUGAUGGUAAUCAACUUGAACAAAUAGAAGGGUUAGAAAAUUUACGAGGCAUGGAAAAUAUUUCAUGUAAAUCUCAAUAUAGUAGUAAAGUGGUGGAACAAAUUAUGAAAUCAAUUCAAGAUAUUCGUCAAUUGGAUGUAUCAGGGAAUCGACAUUUUAAUGCCAUAUCAACUUUCCCAUUUCUUAGUAAUUUAACCAUAUCAGCCAUGAAUUUAACUACUAUCCCAAUUGAUUUUUAUCUUCUGUUUCCUAAUGUUCAAACUUUAAAUCUUAGUUUCAACACUUUAAAAGAUAUUUCUGGGUUAAACAAAUUAAAAAAUUUACGUAAAGUAUACAUGGUCAAUAAUAAACUUCAACUGCAUAAUCAAAUCAUGAAAGGGUUAAGAGGAUCAAGAGAUAAAUUAAAAGUAUUAGAUGUGAGAUUAAAUCCAUGUACACAAACCAUUUAUCCAUUUUUAUUUACACCUAGUGAAUCAGAUGAUUCUAUAGAUUUAGAAAAUGCCGAUGAUAUAGAAGCUUUUUUCAAACAUUAUCAAGAAUUAGAUAAAUCACAAAUUUGGACCAUGAGAGAUGAAGAAUUUCUUGAAAAUUUGAAAUAUCAAGAUGAAAAAGAAACUAUUGAAACUCGUGAUAUUUUCGAUUGUUUUAUGGUGAUUUUUUUUAAUAAAUUGAUGAAAUUAGAUGGGAUUUUAAUUAAUGAUGAUCGUAGAAAUCAUUUAUUUAAUAUUUUUAAAGAACUUCCUCAAAAAUAG
Messenger RNA from Candida albicans SC5314, 3798 nucleotides. RefSeq lists its product as uncharacterized. NCBI's taxonomy places the organism in Eukaryota, Fungi, Ascomycota, Pichiomycetes, Serinales, Debaryomycetaceae. Gene Ontology annotation, molecular function: protein binding. The record is from RefSeq and is a predicted model, not a curated record. Bases 1 to 3798 code for a protein of 1265 amino acids. The transcript has a single exon.